AUGGCAAAGAUCAAGUCCGAAUCUACAUCCGCAGUCGACACCGCCUCAACACCAUCAUUCAACUUCACAUCCCAUGCAUCGCUCUCUCCCUUCACCGUCCCUUACAGGACAUAUAUCGCCAACCGGCUCAAUGCACGGCGCACGAGCGCGGCGCCCGCGCAUGCGCAUAGACACGAAAAUCCGCGCGAGUAUGAGGACGAGUAUGACUACCAACACGUCGCUGUUGGGGCCUUGGUCUUUGCCCGAUUCGACCCCGACUCUCAAUCUCAAUCUCACAACAAAUCUCACGUGGACUCUCACGUCGACUCUCACGCCAAUUCUCACGUCGACUUCACCGCGCGUACAGACGUCAAUGUCGACGUCACCAAGCAACCCUCCAAACCAGAACCAGAUUUAGACCCAGAACCGGAACCACGACCACGAUUACAACCAAAACCAGACGCGGAACCAAAACUACACCCAAAAGCACAACCACAACCACAACCACAACCCUCACCAUCACCAUCCCCACGCAUCCUCCUCCUCCGCCGCUCCCCGCACGACAGCAUGCCCCUUCGCUGGGAACCGCCCGGCGGCGCAUGCGACACCGACGACAGCAGCAUCCUCCACGCCUGUGCUCGCGAACUAUGGGAGGAGUCCGGGCUCGUGGCCACGUCGAUCCUCGGCCUCAUCCGCACGGGAGGCCGCGUGUUUUGGACGAGAAGUGGGAAGACGGUGUGUAAGUUUGAGUUUGUCGUCGAGGUCGGUGUCGAUCAUGGGGACGUAAAUGUGGAUGGAGUGGGCGGAGCAGCGUCGGCGCCACCGCCACUGUGGCAGCCGCCCCAUGUAAGGUUGGAUCCGAAUGAGCAUGUCGAUUUCGUGUGGGCUACGGAGGAAGACUGUGUGGCUGGGCGGAUGAGGAAGGGAGAUCAGGACGUGGAACUGGUGUUCACGAAUGAGGCGCAGAGGAGGAUCAUCUUGGGGGGAUUUCGACUUGUGAGGAUUAUGACGGACCCAAAACACGUUGAACAAGGAGAGAGACCGGUCAUGUCGUGA
This is a messenger RNA of Cladophialophora yegresii CBS 114405, 1035 nucleotides long. RefSeq lists its product as uncharacterized. Lineage: Eukaryota; Fungi; Ascomycota; Eurotiomycetes; Chaetothyriales; Herpotrichiellaceae. The coding region runs from base 1 to 1035 and encodes 344 amino acids. The record is from RefSeq and is a predicted model, not a curated record. The transcript has a single exon.